Messenger RNA from Coccinella septempunctata (seven-spotted ladybird), 1178 nucleotides. RefSeq names its product peroxisomal membrane protein 11C. Gene Ontology annotation, cellular component: peroxisomal membrane. Gene Ontology annotation, biological process: peroxisome fission. The transcript is spliced from 5 exons. The coding region runs from base 214 to 915 and encodes 233 amino acids. NCBI's taxonomy places the organism in Eukaryota, Metazoa, Arthropoda, Insecta, Coleoptera, Coccinellidae. The record is from RefSeq and is a predicted model, not a curated record.
GCUGAUUAUGACAGCACAAGUUAACCUCGAACUUUGAAAGUUGAAAUUAUUCACGAUAAUUUUUAAACAUUAUCCAGUUCAUAAAACAUGAAGAACAAUGGGUAACACUUAUCAGUUUUCGUUGCAUUGAGGGCUACAGAUAACCAGCAAUAGGUUGACUAUGUGAAUUUGGCAGCUAGUUGUUGAUUACCUUAACCACUUUGAGCUGAAAAGAUGAUUUCUUCGAAAACCAUGGAUGAAAUUUGUUCGGUGCUGGACACGUACAAGGGCAGAGAUAAGGUUAUAAGAACCCUGUGUUAUACAGCCCGAUUAGUGGCAGGACUUACUAGUGACAAAGAUUUGGAAAGUAAACUGAUGGCUGUGAGCAAACAUCUGUCUGCUACAAGAACAACUCUCAGACUUAUGGAUGACAUACCGUUAUUGAAGAGUUCCCUUCAAUAUGGUCUUGGAAAAGAGGAAAAUAAUGCUGUUAUGGCUACACUGGGAGUGACCACCAAUACGAUUGAUAUGUCAUACUUGGUUAUCGAAAAAUUAGGGUGGCUCGCUGAGUACGGACUAGUGAGUGGUGUGGAUCGAACUAAAUGCGGUACCCUCACUUCGGCAUGUUGGUUGGCCUCUGUUUAUUUGACUUUAAUAAGAACGAUAAGAAGUUUAUAUCAGACAAGAAGAAUGAUUGAAGAUUUGAAAAGUCAAAAUGAGCCACAAACUAAUGUAUUUCUUCAGAAACUGCAGGCCAAGGAGAAAUUCCAAAUGAUCACUUGCGUGAGACUCUCCCUGGAUAUUGUGCACGCAGUGAGCACAUUACCGAAGGGAUUUCUUUGGUCGUCUAGUUUGAAGACGUGGCAAGUAGGUUUGGUCGGUACUUUAUCUUCGGUUCUUGGAUUGUAUCAGAUUUUCGCGAAAAAGAAUUUGUAAUUUUUCCAUCUUAUUAUUUUAAAACAUUCCGGAUAUCUGAUAGUGUGUUUGUCUCUCUGAUUUUCCGCAGAAGGUUGGAUUUGUCAACUUUAAUUGUUAAUUUUUGAAAAUACCAUGAUAAGACUAAAAUUCAUGAUGCCUACGGUAUUAUAUUUCUAUAUAUGUAUACAGAAAUGGGGAUUUUUCUUAUUUAUUGUUAACUUUAGUCUCUGUUUAUAUGUUCGCUCAACAUAAAAUGAAAAGGAAGGUGAAUUAGGUGAAGG